Messenger RNA from Gongylonema pulchrum, 237 nucleotides. Lineage: Eukaryota; Metazoa; Nematoda; Chromadorea; Rhabditida; Gongylonematidae. The record is from the annotation of a GenBank genome assembly.
GUGAGGACGCGCGAGCAGGAAAAGACAGCCGAAAAAGAACGUGAUCUAAGUGUACUUGUGGAAGAAGUGGAACUCUUACAAGCUGUAGCGAUGUUUUUCUGCCGAUUAGCAUUAAUAGUGUCAAUGGUAAUGAUGGUAACCAAAGCUCAUCCAUACAUUGCUCCUGGAAACGAUUCAACAGCAGCUUAUGCUGAUUUACAGGUUUUUGGCACGGCAUUGUUUAAUCUGAAAACCUAA